AUGGCAGCAGGCGCCUGGGGUGGAUCUGCUACCAGCGCAGCGAAGCUGGAGGAGCUGGUGAAGGAGUAUGGCAAGCCGGAUGCCAGCAUCGGCGACGCCUCCUUCUCCGUGGCAAAGGAGGCCCUGCACCGCCCCUGCUCCCACACGUGCGGCGAGAGCGGCAACUGCCUGGCGUUUGCCGCCCGCGACAAGUCAGGGCACCUCGAGCCCUACCGCUUCGACCGCCGCCCGGUUGGGCCUGACGACAUCCGCAUCCAGAUCACCCACUGCGGCAUCUGCCACUCCGACCUGCACCAGAUCCGGGGGGAGUGGGGCAACUCCAAAUGGCCCAUGGUGCCGGGACACGAGAUUGUGGGGGUGGUGACCGAGGUCGGCGCCGCCGUGACCGACUUCAAGGCGGGCGACCAUGCCGGCGUCGGCUGCAUGGUGGACAGCUGCGGCGAGUGCGAGCAGUGCAAGGAGGGGGAUGAGCAGUACUGCCCCAGCUGCAUCUUCACCUACAACUCCACAGCCCCCGACGGCACCAUCACCCAGGGCGGCUACUCAACCCAUGUUGUGGUGAAGAGCAGCUUUGCCGUGCGGGUGGCCAAGAGCCUGCCGCUGGACGGGGCGGCGCCGCUGCUGUGCGCCGGCAUCACCACCUACUCGCCUUUGAAGUACUUUGGCCUGGACAAGCCCGGCAUGGCGAUUGGCGUGGUGGGCCUGGGCGGCCUGGGCCACAUGGUGGUCAAGUGGGCCAAGGCGUUUGGGUGCACAGUCACCGUCAUCUCCACCUCCCCCAGCAAGAAGGGCGAUGCGCUGGAGCGGCUGGGCGCCCACAAGUUUGUGGUGAGCCGCAGCGAGGAGGAGAUGAAGGCGGCGGCGGGCACCCUGCACGGCAUCAUCGACACGGUGGCGGCCAAGCAUGAGCUGGCACCCUACCUGCCGCUGCUGAAGACCAACGGCAAGUAUGUGAUCGUUGGCCUGCCACCCGAUCCGUUCCAGAUGCACGCCGGCGUGGUGGUGACCCGGCGCCUCACUGUGGCUGGCAGCAUGAUUGGCAGCAUCCGCGAGACCCAAGAAAUGAUGGAUUUUGCGGCUGAGCAUGGCAUCACGUGCGACAUUGAGAAGAUCCCCAUCGAGUACUGCAACCAGGCCAUGGAGCGCAUGGAAAAGAAUGACGUCCGUUACAGGUUCGUGCUGGAUAUUGCCGGCUCGCUGAUUGCCGGCUGA
This is a messenger RNA of Chlorella variabilis, 1212 nucleotides long. RefSeq lists its product as hypothetical. The transcript is spliced from 12 exons. NCBI's taxonomy places the organism in Eukaryota, Viridiplantae, Chlorophyta, Trebouxiophyceae, Chlorellales, Chlorellaceae. The coding region runs from base 1 to 1212 and encodes 403 amino acids. The record is from RefSeq and is a predicted model, not a curated record. Gene Ontology annotation, molecular function: oxidoreductase activity, acting on the CH-OH group of donors, NAD or NADP as acceptor; zinc ion binding.